Messenger RNA from Lodderomyces margitis, 1056 nucleotides. RefSeq lists its product as uncharacterized. Lineage: Eukaryota; Fungi; Ascomycota; Pichiomycetes; Serinales; Debaryomycetaceae. The transcript has a single exon. Bases 1 to 1056 code for a protein of 351 amino acids. The record is from RefSeq and is a predicted model, not a curated record.
AUGGAUAAGAAAGAUUUCAGUAGUUUAGAAACUCAUAGGAGACCUCAAUCUUCCAGCAAACGGGAGACUAUAUACCCACCACAGAAGGAGACUGGUCUAGUUGGAUAUUACAAGAAGCAAGAUAAUGAUAGACCAUUCAUAAACGAGGCAUUUUCACCUGAAAAGCAAGGAAUCGCAUAUAAACAGUAUAAAACCACAAAAAAGCAUGGAAAAAAGAUCCACAUUCACCAAAAUGAUUCUCUUUCUAUAAAAGACCAAGAUUUGCGAAGUCCUAAAUCUUUCCCCACACUGUUAGAGGCUAGCAACUCUAAUAAUAAUAAUAAUGACGAUGAUGUGUUUGGAGUCAUAGAUAUGAGCAAAAUAACACCGAGCCCAAUGAGAAAGAGGAGACAGUUGAAUAUCGGGGUUAUUGAUGGAUUAUUAGAGAUAAGUGACGACGAGGAAGAUGAAACCAAAAAGACCAAAAAGCAAAAGCAAAAGCAAAACGUGUUUUCAACUGAGCUUGAACCACUUAAUUUACUCAAUGCUUUUGAAGAGUCGAAAUAUGGAACUCGAGAUAUGGUUCUUGAAAAGUAUAAAUCAAAACAUAUCCCAGCCUCUGUCCAAUCGCGAAAAACGCUUCUAGACCGUGCUCGAGCCCAUUUUGAAGUUCUAGGUCCUAUACUACGAGGAAAAAGCCCUCCAUCUAUGUAUUAUGAAGAGGCCAAGAAGUUGCAAAAGAAGUCCGCGCAUGAAACCAUGACAGCUAAAGAACAAAUGAAAAUAAAUUGGGAGUCGUUUUAUGGUGGGUACUAUGGAUUUCAAAGACAGUCGAUAAUUGGGAAGGAAAUAACAAAGGUAUGUAAAAAGGAGUUGCACAAGAAUAAGAAGAACCCAACCAUUAGCUACUGGUCAAUACCGAGCUUUGCUACGCAUGUGCUUGCAAAUGAAGUUAUAAUAAGAUUGAUUAUGGAAGACAUGAAACUCGAUUUUGAGCAAGCGGAAAAUUUUUGUAAGGAUACUGUUGACUAUGGGAUUGUCAUUGCUGAUAAGGUCGAGAUUGAUGAUGAUGUGUAG